This is a messenger RNA of Aspergillus homomorphus CBS 101889, 590 nucleotides long. RefSeq lists its product as uncharacterized. The record is from RefSeq and is a predicted model, not a curated record. NCBI's taxonomy places the organism in Eukaryota, Fungi, Ascomycota, Eurotiomycetes, Eurotiales, Aspergillaceae. The coding region runs from base 202 to 501 and encodes 99 amino acids. The transcript has 2 exons.
GAACGAAAUAACUCAUCACACCAAGGCGUCUAAUUGUGACAGUUUGAAAGUAAGUGAGGUGAAGAUAACACUGAGUAUAUAGGGCUCUAAGAAUGCUGUGUUUGAUGCUUUCGGGCUUUGUACUUCCAUCCUCCUCUAUUGAGAUCAUCUUUCCUACAAUUUUCUAUUUCUGGGCGAAAUCCGUGCUGGCUGGUUCAAAACAUGUGCAAGCGACAGAAGAUCCAGUACCGCUGUGGUCAUCAAGUGUAUUCGGGAGGUAUAGAAUAUUGCUCAAAGGCUAAGAAAGGCGCCGGUGGCAAGCGAAUCAGGUGCGACCAUCAGCGGACAACCACGAUGCGCUCAAGCGGCGAUGUUUGUGGAAAGAGUUCUUGUCAACUUUCAAUACUAAGAGGAAAGUGGGACUGCUGCAAAUGUAAUGAAUGUGGAAAUAAAUUCCCCUUAUGCGAUAGAGGAAGUUGCAACCAUGAAGUAUGUGGGCAAUGCAGAGCAGCAAGAUCAUAGAUGAAAGCUGGUAUGGAGUGCACUGGGAGGAACCACCUGAGUCGAUUAUCAACACCCAACAUACCACACUAGACAUCACUCCUGGUCUA